AUGCCCAUCGUCAGCGUUGGGCGUGACAAGCUAUUCGAGGCUCUCGGCAAGAGAUACACUGAUGAUGAGUUCCAGGCGCUCUGCUUCGAGUAUGGUAUCGAGCUCGACGAUGUUACCUCAGAGCAGGAAAUGCAUAAGAAGGAGCUCGGGAAUAAGGGGGCGAGCAAGAAGGACAUUGAGGGCCUGAGCGAGGAGAUCCUGUACAAAGUCGACAUCCCCGCCAACCGCUACGACAUGCUCUGCUUGGAGGGCAUUGCUCGAGCCCUCAACAUCUUCAAUGGCCGCAUCCCCAGAGUCGACUACAGGCUGGCCAACAUGGCAGGCAAGCAGAUGCAGCGGCUGGUGGUGAAGCCAGAGACGGCGCUGGUGCGUCCGUUUGUGGUCGCGGCCAUACUGCGGGGGAUAAAGUUUGACGAGCUGCGUUACAACUCCUUCAUAGACCUCCAGGACAAGCUGCACCAGAACCUGUGCCGACAGCGCUCCCUUGUCGCCAUUGGCACCCACGACCUCGCCACUGUGCAGGGGCCGUUCACAUUUGAGGCGCUGUCGCCCGCAGACAUCAGCUUUAGGCCGCUGAAGCAGACCAGGGAGUUCAACGCCAGAGAAUUGCUUCAGCAUUACCUGGAUAAUGAUUUGAAGCUGCGGAAGUUCGUGCCGAUCAUACAGCAGUCGGUGGUCUACCCAGUCAUUCUGGACGCCAACCGCACCGUCCUUUCCCUGCCCCCCAUCAUCAAUGGGGCCCACUCUGCGAUCACCCUGGACACCAGGGAUGUCUUCAUUGAGUGCACGGCCACUGACCUGACCAAGGCCAAGACGGUGCUCAACACAAUGUGCACCAUGUUCUCCGAGUACUGCUCCAACCCCUUCGAGGUGGAGCCUGUGGAGGUUGUCGACGCCUUUGGCCAGUCUCACAUAUUCCCGGACCUGACCAGCAGAGCGAUGGAGGUGGAUGUGGCGUACAUCAAUCGCUGCGUUGGGGUGGAUCUGGGUGCGGCCAAGAUCGCGGAGCUGCUCAGCCGCAUGGCGCUCACUGCAAAGGCGGUUGGGGGCGGGCAGGCGGUCAGUGUGGAGGUGCCCCCCACGCGCAGCGAUGUGCUGCAUGCCUGCGACAUCAUGGAGGACGUUGCGAUCGCGUAUGGGUACAACAACAUAGAGUGGACGGUGCCGUCGACGACCACAAUUGGCGCGGAGCUGCCGCUGAGCGCGCUGCUGGAGCUGCUGCGGGGCGAGUGCGCAAUGGCCGGCUUCACCGAGAUCCUCACCUGGGCGCUCUGCUCGCGCGCAGAGAACUUCGCCAACCUGCUGCGCCCGGACGACGGCGCCUCCGCCGCCUCCAUCGGCAACCCCGCCACCUCCGAGUUCGAAGUCUGCCGCACCAGCCUGCUGCCAGGUGCGCUGAAGACGUUGGGCGCGAACAAGGACACGGCGCUGCCGGUGAAGCUGUUUGAGGCGUCGGACGUGAUCCUGCUGGACGCCGCAGCGGAGACGGGGGCGCGCAAUGAGCGGCGGCUAGUGGCGGUGGCCUGCGCCAAGGAGGGCAGCUUCGAGGUCAUCCACGGUCUCCUGAACCGCGUCAUGGACGUCCUCGGCGUGCCCCUCCUCGGGGAUUUGGGAACUGGAAGGAAUGCGCUGCAGGAGGCGGCAGGCGUGGGCUACGAGUGGCGGCCGUCGCAGGAUUCCACCUUCUUCCCCGGCCGGCAAGCGAGCGUGCUGGCGCAUGGCAAAACCGUCGGCCACUUUGGCGUGGUGCAUCCGGAGGUGCUGGCCGCGUUUGACAUCCCCUACCCGGUCUCUGCGCUGGAAAUCAACGUGGAGCCCUUCCUGUUUGACCAGUUCUACAGGCCCCUGCCCACCCACAUGCAGCCGGCCCCCCAACGAUGACAUGCAUAGCAGCAGGCUGCGGCCUUGGGGUGUGUGCGGGGUGGAUUGAGAGGAUACACAUUGAAGGUUGUGGGGUUGUUCAGAGGGUUGACGGCACCGGUGAAGAUCUUGCAAUCCCUUUCAAUGUCUUGCAAGCGGAGUGAAAUGGCAACAAUUGUGAGAAUUGCGGAAGCAGAUCUGAGACACCGCCACAGAUGAAUAAUCUGCAGGAGUUCACACCUUGCGCAUGCAUGCGCAAGCAAACUUUGAUGGUCGCAAUGCGCUUUACUGUUUUACAGAAGCCUGGGCUGCUCUCAUCUUAAUUGCUUCCCAUUAAUGAUUUCAGACCUCAACAAAAAUGGCGCUGAAGCAAAUUCCCACUCAUGGCAGGGCAUACACAACUGUGACAAUAGGAUGCACGUCCCUCUGCACAAGAGCCCCCUCAUGUGUG
Molecule: messenger RNA, 2311 nt
Organism: Coccomyxa subellipsoidea C-169
Lineage: Eukaryota; Viridiplantae; Chlorophyta; Trebouxiophyceae; Coccomyxaceae
Product: phenylalanyl-tRNA synthetase
Exons: 11
Coding region: 1-1881 (626 amino acids)
Biological process (GO): phenylalanyl-tRNA aminoacylation
Cellular component (GO): cytoplasm; phenylalanine-tRNA ligase complex
Molecular function (GO): RNA binding; ATP binding; phenylalanine-tRNA ligase activity
Source: RefSeq, a predicted model, not a curated record